GGGGUGAACCUAUAAAAGGUCAGCGGUGACACCCGGGCAAUCACUGUGGUCGACUUCCCGACUCGUGUCCCGCAUCAUCCGUACCGUCCAAAACAAAGACCCCCUCCCCACCCCAAGAGCAUCUCACAAUGGCCCUGCACGGUAUACUGCAUGAUGCUGAGGUCGCUGCAGCCCUGGAUGCUUGCAAAGACGCCGGAACGUUCGACCACAACAAGUUCUUCAAGACCAGCGGCCUGGCUGGCAAGCCCUUGGACGCCUUGAAGAAGGCUUUUGACAUCAUUGACCAGGACAGGAGUGGUUUCAUUGAGGAGGAGGAGCUCAAGUUGUUCCUGCAGAAUUUCAGGCAUGGUGCGCGCACCCUGAAUGACGCCGAGACUCAGGCCUUCCUCAAGGCCGGUGACACCGACGGCGACGGCAAGAUCGGCGUUGACGAGUUUACCACCUUGGUUCAGGCGUAAAGUGGCACGUGACCAACAGCACCCGCUCCCAUGGAACAACAACACCCACCACCCCCCCCCCUUUUCAUCUGAAUACAAAGCGUUUUUAUACAAUUGCUUAAGAGACGUUUUCUCCGACGCAAUACACACUAUCCAACAAAAAUGAUGAUUGCUCAUGUCUUAAUGAUCGAGUUUGCUUUUUUUUCCAAACUAUGCACUUUCCAGGAACAGAAGGUAGGGACGAAGAAAUGUUCUUUCGUUACGGUCCCUCUCUGUCUUAUCGGAGGUUCAGCAUGUGUCUUUUCAACUAUGUGACAAUCUGACUGAAAAAAAGCACCGAAUAAACUUGUGGACAGGAAAAACGA
Molecule: messenger RNA, 802 nt
Organism: Hippocampus zosterae (dwarf seahorse)
Lineage: Eukaryota; Metazoa; Chordata; Actinopteri; Syngnathiformes; Syngnathidae
Product: parvalbumin beta-2-like
Exons: 5
Coding region: 129-458 (109 amino acids)
Cellular component (GO): nucleus; cytoplasm
Molecular function (GO): calcium ion binding
Source: RefSeq, a predicted model, not a curated record